Molecule: messenger RNA, 655 nt
Organism: Arabidopsis lyrata subsp. lyrata
Lineage: Eukaryota; Viridiplantae; Streptophyta; Magnoliopsida; Brassicales; Brassicaceae
Product: classical arabinogalactan protein 7
Exons: 1
Coding region: 81-458 (125 amino acids)
Source: RefSeq, a predicted model, not a curated record
CAUCGUCAUUCCUCACCUAAACCACUCUGCUUCAUUCUCUAUCUUUCUAAAGUAAACAAUCUUUAGAUAGAGAACAAAAAAUGAAUUCGAAGAUCUUUGAAGCUUUCUUCAUUGUUGCUAUCUUCUCUACCUCAUGCCUCGCUCAAGCUCCAGCUCCUUCUCCAACCACCACCGUCACUCCUCCGCCUCCUGCCGCAACUCCCGCCCCGGCCACCACUCCACCACCUGCAGCCACCCCUGCCCCUACCGCUAGUCCUCCGUCUUCCUCUCCUUCUCCGUCGUCUGAUGUCCCCACCGCUUCUCCACCUGCACCGGAAGGUCCCGGAGUUAGUCCCGGUGAUCUAGCCCCGACACCUUCCGACGCUGCCGCUCCUCCACCUAACGCAGCUUUCUCCAACAAAGCUUUCGUCGUCGGUACCGUUUUUGCUGCGGUUAUUUACGCCGUCGUUUUGGCUUAGGAUCUCAUUGUUUACAUCUUGAAAACAUUCUGUUUACAUUUCAUUCUAUAGUUACGGUGUUAAUUUCGAUAAUUUGAUUGAUUUUUAAAUUAUUCGAUUGUUGUUUGAAUUGGGAUUGGUAAAUGUUGUUUGUUGAGGUGGAAUAUGUUGUGUAAAUCCAGUGAUAGCUUUAAUAAAACUACUUAGUUAUUCUUUCU